This is a messenger RNA of Diospyros lotus (date-plum), 2721 nucleotides long. Its product is annotated as protein AUXIN SIGNALING F-BOX 2. The record is from RefSeq and is a predicted model, not a curated record. NCBI's taxonomy places the organism in Eukaryota, Viridiplantae, Streptophyta, Magnoliopsida, Ericales, Ebenaceae. Gene Ontology annotation, cellular component: SCF ubiquitin ligase complex. Bases 756 to 2474 code for a protein of 572 amino acids. Gene Ontology annotation, biological process: SCF-dependent proteasomal ubiquitin-dependent protein catabolic process. Gene Ontology annotation, molecular function: protein binding. The transcript is spliced from 3 exons.
UUCUGAAAUUCUGAACUAUGGCUUCAACACGAGAAAGAGAGGAGAGAGAGUGAGAGAGAAGAGAAGAGAGAGAGAGAGAGAGAAUUUGGUGGUGAGACGAUCGGGGACGGUUGUUUGUUCCUCGAACCGUUGGAUUUUUGUUCAGAUUUGAGCUCAAAUGGAGGCUUAGAUCUCGGAAUUGCGAUUUCUUUCGCCGUUUUAGGUUUAUUUUUACUUGAUUUUUUUUUUUUUUUUACUUCUUUCAUGUAAUCAUCACUUUUUGAUUCGGAGAUGGUAACUAAUCAAGAACUCUGCUUUUCUUUCCUUAUCCAAUAAGCUUUUUCUUUUGGCGAGAGAAUUCGAGUGUUCAUCCUCGUCUCCACUCUCUCUACUCUUUCAGAUCUAAUCUCAAGGUGCAGGAUUUGUUUUUCCUUUUUCAAGUUCCAGGUUUGUUUGGAUCCAGAUUCGCUCAUAGAGAGCUGGAACUCAGCGAACUGAUCUAUUAAUCGCUGCAGUUCAGAUAAAUCUUUUUUAUUAUUUUUCUGAUCUUGCUGAUCUGAACUUUUAGCUGGUUUAGUUCGUACAUCGUUUGGUGUCUGUGGAGCUUUCGUGGGAUUUCUUCGAGCUGUUUGCUAUUUUUCUGCUUGUCGGGUGGACAAGUGAAAAGAGUAACUCUUGCAUCUUGAAGAAGCAGAGGUUUUCCGUUCUCUCCUGGAGCGAAUUUGUACAUCUGGGAGUGCACGUGUAUGCUUAGUAUCAAUUUUUGUUGUUGAAGCAUGAAUUACUUCCCGGAGGAGGUGGUAGAGCACGUUUUCGAUUUCUUGAGGUCGCAUCGAGAUCGCAAUGCGGUGUCUUUGGUCUGCAAAUCGUGGUAUGCCGUGGAAAGAUUCAGCAGGGAAAAGGUAUUCAUAGGGAAUUGUUACGCGAUCAGCCCGGAGAGGCUCAUCGAGAGGUUUCCCAGGCUUAGAUCUCUUACGCUGAAGGGAAAGCCCCAUUUUGCUGACUUCAAUUUGGUCCCUCAUGAUUGGGGAGGAAUUGUGUACCCAUGGAUUGAGGCCAUGGCCAAGAGUCGUGUCAAUCUGGAGGAGCUGCGAUUGAAGAGGAUGGUGGUUUCGGAUGAGAGCCUCGAGCUACUUUCUCGAGCUUUUGUAAAUUUCAAGUCUUUGGUCUUAGUUAGCUGUGACGGGUUCACCACUGAUGGUCUCGCUGCCAUAGCCUCAAAUUGCAGGUUUCUGAAAGAGCUGGACUUGCAAGAAGAUGAAGUUGAGGAUCAUAGUGGCCAGUGGCUUAGUUGCUUUCCUGACAGCUGCACAUCACUUGUCUCGUUGAAUUUUUCUUGCCUCAAAGGAGCAGUUCAGCUGCCAGCCCUUGAGAGACUGGUAGCAAGGUGUCCAAAUUUGAGAAGCCUGAGGUUGAAUCAUUCAGUGCCCAUUGAUGCUUUGCAAAGGAUACUGGCAGCAGCACCCCAGCUGGUUGACUUAGGCACUGGGGCCUUUGUUCAUGAUCCAGAUUCAGAUACGUAUCAUAAACUAGAAGGUACAAUCCGGAAGUGCAAAUCAAUUAGGUGCUUGUCAGGGUUCUUGGAGGUUGCUCCCCACAGUUUGUGUGCUAUUUAUUCAGUUUGUGCGAAUCUCACAUCCCUGAACCUGAGCUAUGCUCCAGAUAUACAUGGCUUUGAGCUUAUAAACCUAAUACGUCACUGCAGGAAACUUCAGCGUUUAUGGAUAUUGGAUUGCAUUGGAGAUAAAGGUCUGGAUGUCGUGGCUUCCACUUGUAAAGAACUGCAGGAGUUGAGGGUUUUCCCAUCUGAUGUCGCAGCGGGACAUGCUUUUGUAACUGAAGAAGGCUUGGUGGCUAUCUCCUUUGGCUGCCCCAAGCUUCAUUCUUUGCUAUACUUCUGCCACCAGAUGACCAAUGCUGCCCUCAUUACAGUGGCCAAGAAUUGUCCGAAUUUUACCCGUUUUAGGCUGUGCAUCCUGGACCCAACAAAACCAGACGCUGUCACUAAUCAACCACUGGACGAAGGAUUUGGGGCAAUCGUUCAAUCUUGCAAGGGUCUUAGGCGCUUGUCAAUGUCUGGCCUCCUAACUGACCAGGUUUUCCUAUACAUUGGAAUGUAUGCGGAGCAGCUUGAAAUGCUUUCAGUUGCAUUUGCUGGGAACAGUGACAAUGGAAUGCUUUAUGUUCUGAAUGGCUGCAAGAAGCUUAAAAAGCUAGAGGUCAGGGACAGCCCUUUCGGUGAUGGGGCGCUUCUAAGGGACGUAAGUAAGUACGAAACAAUGCGAUCCCUUUGGAUGUCGUCUUGUCAAGUAACCGUUGGAGGCUGCAGGACAGUAGCAGAGACGAUGCGGAGACUGAAUGUGGAGAUCAUAAACGAAGGCGAACAGCUGGAGGCGUCGCCUGAUGAUGAUAGACAAAAGGUGGAGAGGAUGUACCUGUAUCGGACCUUGGCCGGGCCAAGAAGAGAUGCACCGGGCUAUGUGUGGACUCUAUAGAUUCAUUUUCGGCGCAUUUUGCAUCUCUUCUUCGGGGUAAGGACAAAUUAUUUCUUGUUAUGAGCUAGGCGUACUUUUAUAUAUAUAUAUAUAUAUAUAUAGAUGAACCAACAAUUUUUAGUCUGCUGAUGAUGAUGAUGAUGAUGAUGAUGACUUGGCUGUAUAAUUGGUGGAUUUGGUAUUAAUGGGAUUAGUAGUGUUUAUUAAUAAUAUUGUUUUAGUGUACAAAGCUGAGUUACUGUGUGUG